CACGUCAACACGCAGUUCAAGUGCCUUCUUGACGUUACCGCGGUGGAUUUCCCUGAGCGCGAGGCUCGCUUCGAGGUGGUUUACCACCUGCUCAGCCCGCGCUGGAACAACCGCAUCCGCGUGAAGGUGUGCGUGGACGAGGUGACGGCCGUUCCCACCGUCAGCAAGCUCUUCAACACAGCCAACUGGUUUGAGCGCGAGACCUGGGAUAUGUUCGGUGUGUUUUUCUCGGGCCAUCCCGACCUCCGCCGCAUCCUCUCCGACUACGGCUUCACCGGCCACCCGCUCCGCAAGGACUUCCCCCUCAGCGGCUACAUGGAGGUGCGCUACGACUACGGCAAGAAGCGCGUGGUCUCGGAGCCGCUGGAGCUCACGCAGGAGUUCAGGUACUUUGACUUCAACAGCCCGUGGGAGACCCUGAACCGGUAAACGGCCUCCUAUCACCUCCUACGGCGGCCCCUCUGCGGUAGUCCGCUGCCGGCGACUCGGCUGUGCAGUCUCCAGCUCCCAGCCGCUGCAGCUGCAGCUGGUGCACAGAGCGAUGGACUAGCGGGAUAGCAGCAGGAAGGAGGGGGCUGCUACAGCUGCUGCUGGCAGGUAGCCGCUGGGGUAAGGAAAGAGCGUUGCAGCAGCGGCUGCCGGCGCACAGCAGCUUGUAGGCACAGUUGUGUCGCUACAUUGGCACAACAGUCCGGCUGCCGAUGGGGGCGAAUGGAGAUGUGGCACGCUGUGGAUCCCCAAGCAUAUGGGGAAAUUAGCCUUCAGGGGGAUGACGUGCUGAGAUGGGAAGGAGGAAGCGUGUGUGGGGCGGGUUGCUGAUUUGCAGGGAAAGAAGGGGGCAGGGAAAGCGCAUGCUCUUUUGUUUGCGCGUUAGGUUGCAUUAGCGUGGUUGCUCUGCUGGGUUUGUGGUGAGCACUGCAGGGAAGCUGUAGGGGAGGAGGGUCGUGGCAUCGCGCUUGCAGGCGUGGGGCGGCACCAUGCGCUGGGUGUUGAGACCGGAGGUUGUGGCGAUGUAACUGCAGCCGGCGCAGGCGAAAGCUUAGGUUGCCGUACACCAUUCAUUCGCCAUGGGCUGUACGGCAUUGCCGCACAGCCAUGCGAAUCGCGUGCGAGGCAUCGCGCCUUAUCGUCGCGUUGGGCAUGUGGGUUUCGGAUUAGGCGCGGAGUAUGAAGCUUAACAACUUGAAGGGCGGUUUGCUUUUGUCGCUGUUGGGGCUCGGUGUGAGUGCGGCAUGGGAGUUCUGCCGGUUUUGGGAGGACGCCGUCAUACAACAUGUCGUACGGAAGAAGGGAUGGUGUCACGUGGCGGACAUGAAUGCCAUGUCCCUAAUACAGGUUUGGGACUUAAUGGCGCU
Astrephomene gubernaculifera is the source of this 1355-nucleotide messenger RNA. The record is from the annotation of a GenBank genome assembly. Lineage: Eukaryota; Viridiplantae; Chlorophyta; Chlorophyceae; Chlamydomonadales; Astrephomenaceae.